Neocloeon triangulifer is the source of this 5630-nucleotide messenger RNA. RefSeq names its product receptor-type tyrosine-protein phosphatase eta-like. Gene Ontology annotation, biological process: protein dephosphorylation. The record is from RefSeq and is a predicted model, not a curated record. NCBI's taxonomy places the organism in Eukaryota, Metazoa, Arthropoda, Insecta, Ephemeroptera, Baetidae. Gene Ontology annotation, molecular function: protein tyrosine phosphatase activity; protein binding. The coding region runs from base 267 to 4988 and encodes 1573 amino acids. The transcript is spliced from 26 exons.
CUGAGCCAUGUGCUGCUUUAACUUGUGAUGUGACUGGUAUUGUAUUUGGAUAGUGCGCUCGGUUCAGUUUGCUGAGCGUCAUCUUUGCGUCAAUUGCCACUGCGAGUCCGCAAAAGAGGGAAGUGGCGCUUGAUAAGGCGGCCGCUGCCGCUGCCUCUGACCACAAUCGCCACUUCUUUAUUCCUGGUUCACCCUUCAAUACACUAGGUCCGAGUGCAAAGCUGCAAGAUCCAUUCAUCAAUAUGUGUGGCUUUAACUGAUGAAAAAUGAAGUCUAGCAGAGCAAGAAUAUUGGCACUGACGGCCUUGGCCUUCCUUGUCUUUAUAAUUCCCGCAGCACAUUCGACGGGAAAGCAGGACCAAUCUGGUGGUAAUGGGAAUAAAGCGCUACCCACCUUUACUGAACCUAGCAGUAAAUACACCACCGAAUCUACACGCAAUGAUUCACUACAGACGACAUCAGUGCAAUCUGAUGAGUCUUUAACAAGCGUUCCUCAUUAUUCUGGCACAACAAAAAUUAGCUUGUCAAAUGGAAUCACAACGGCAGAUCCUUCUCAAAAAGCCUCGUCUUCUUUCGAACCCAGUUCCUCAACUUCAGAAAACGAGAAUGAAUCAAACAAUAUUACAGGAUUGACAGCUUCAGAGGUUCCGAGCACAUCUUCAGCGCUCAGUUCCUCCACUACAGAAACUGGAAGCCAAUCAACUACAAUUACUGAUGCGCCGCAACAAUCGAAUACCAAUGCUAGAGUCUCUUCUGAGACUGUUUCUGCGUUGACCCAGUUGGCUGAUAAUUUUACGAGCAUGACUAGUGAGACACUCGCAGAUUUUUCUUCAGCCAUCGAAUCUUCACCCGAAAAUGAAAUAUCCUCAACUCAAAGGAAUAAAGCGCUACCCACCUUUACUGAACCUAGCAGUAAAUACACCACCGAAUCUACACGCAAUGAUUCACUACAGACGACAUCAGUGCAAUCUGAUGCUAGAGUCUCUUCUGAGACUGUUUCUGCGUUGACCCAGUUGGCUGAUAAUUUUACGAGCAUGACUAGUGAGACACUCGCAGAUUUUUCUUCAGCCAUCGAAUCUUCACCCGAAAAUGAAAUAUCCUCAACUCAAAGGAAUAAAGCGCUACCCACCUUUACUGAACCUAGCAGUAAAUACACCACCGAAUCUACACGCAAUGAUUCACUACAGACGACAUCAGUGCAAUCUGAUGCUAGAGUCUCUUCUGAGACUGUUUCUGCGUUGACCCAGUUGGCUGAUAAUUUUACGAGCAUGACUAGUGAGACACUCGCAGAUUUUUCUUCAGCCAUCGAAUCUUCACCCGAAAAUGAAAUAUCCUCAACUCAAAGGAAUAAAGCGCUACCCACCUUUACUGAACCUAGCAGUAAAUACACCACCGAAUCUACACGCAAUGAUUCACUACAGACGACAUCAGUGCAAUCUGAUGCUAGAGUCUCUUCUGAGACUGUUUCUGCGUUGACCCAGUUGGCUGAUAAUUUUACGAGCAUGACUAGUGAGACACUCGCAGAUUUUUCUUCAGCCAUCGAAUCUUCACCCGAAAAUGAAAUAUCCUCAACUCAAAGUUUUAAUUUUGAAAUCACCUCUUCUACGGAGUUGACACCUUCUGCUGACGUUUCAAGUUCAUUUUCGGCUCUCAGCUCCUCAUCUGCAAAUACUGGAAGCCAAUCAGUUGAUCAACAAGAUGAAAAUAACUUCACUUCCUCAGAGAAUCCCUCGGAAGGAAAAUCAGAAGGCACUACUUCGUUGAACACUGAAAGCUCUAUGAUUGCAUCAAGCAUUUCAGAAUCUCAAUCGACCACCAGCUUGUCAACUUCAAUCUCAGAUAAAAUGGAGAAAAGGGACGCUGAAGCUCAGACAGACGAAAAAAAUUCAACUAACAACACCACCGCAAAAACAACUACUUUCCGCUCAGAUUACGAUAAUCAAGCAAGUGCAACAUCGCCAAAGCCAACAACUACCUCAACGACUAGUCAGAAUACAACCAAAUUAAGUUCAAGCAUCACCUCCUCCAAUACAAUGAGCACUUUCACUACGCAAAAAACUCCCAGCAGUACCACCACUUCAGUUCCAAAGAUAAUGUUAAACAAUAUAACAGUAAUUGAAGAUCAAGCGACACUUGAAUUUAUAUCGGAUGUUGCGUGCAAUGAUGUGCAACUAAUUUGCCUCAGAAAUGACACUUGCUGUAAAAACGGGAGUUGUGAACAGGGGAACUCCAAUAAAUCCGUCAUGUUUGGUGGACUCACCAGCAAUUCAGGUUAUGAAAUUUUUGUCAACUCGACGAAAAUUGACAAAACAGUACAUACCGAAGUAGUCGUAGAUGUCCCGCCUGUGCGCAAUUUGAACAAAACCAAAGAUUUUUGGGGCAUAUAUCUCACGUGGGACGAGCCUUGCUCAAAUACUCCAAAUCAAAAUUUUUCCUACAAGGUGAACGUUAGUUAUUGCGGCAGUAAUUAUCUCACCAACGUGACAACUAAAAAAGCGUUCAACAUUCAUGAUUUGAUAGAUGGUUGCAAUUACACAAUUUCAGUGACUGCCCUGCUUGGCAAUAAAGAAAUAAAUCAAUCAAAAGCCACACAUAUUGGAGUGGAACUAAAGCCUCUUGAAAAUAAAUUGAUAAAAAUCAAUAAUUCUACGGACGUGGUUAAUAUUUCUUGGUCUGUGGAUGCCAAUUAUACGGAAGUGGAGGCCUACUGCAUGGAUUGCAAAGGUGGAAAUUGCACAAGCGAUUUUAAAGCUAAGGUCUCGACCCGUUAUAUUGAUUUGAAGGAAUUGUAUCCAGGAAAGAGCUACGAUUAUAAUAUAAAAUUUCAUAAAUUGGAACUUACACGGACGGUGAAUGGGACGUUUACUACAAAAGUAGAAGUGGCAGGUCCCAUGCAUUUAGCAUUUGACAAUGAGACAAAUAAAUUAACUUGGAAGGCCCCAAACCUAAAAUGUUACACAAUUAAAGAUUACAUGGUUCAAUUUAAUUUAACUACAAAAAGCACCAAUAACCAAACCGAGUUUCGUGUUACCAAUGAAAAUUUAAAAAACAACCAAAGUGUAACAGUGAAAGUUUUUGCGAUUGAUUCAAAUGAUGACAAAGGAGAGGAGAGCAGCCUUUACAUUACAAAAUUAGACGACAUACCUUCACCGCCAUCUGGAGAAGUGGAGGCGUCACUUGGUGACGAAAGGAGAAGCAAACAGGUGGCUAUCCAGUGGCCGAAGAAUCUUUUUGGAGAAUCAAAGAUUACCAGAUGGGCAAUUUUGGUAGCGAGGCACAACAACGACGCAGCCCAAGGUAAUUACAUCGGACAAGGAGAAGAGGUCAUCACGUGGGCUCAGCACAUGAAAAACAAUGGCGAUCCGCGAUUCUACCGACCAACCAAGGAAGAAUGGAAUAUGGACAACACGGUUAGCAAUUUUCGUUAUCACGUUGGGGCAGAUGACAGCUGCAACCCGGAUGAUUUGACUGUAUUCUGCAACGGGCCUCUAAAACCUAAAACCAAAUACUAUUUCAAAAUCCGAGGCUUCACCACUGUUGGCUUCAGGGACACAGCGCUGAAAAGCUUAGAAACCGACGAAGAGACGAGCAAUGCAGGCAUUUACAUUUUGGCGCUCGUCAGUCUGAUUUUCAUCGGCACCAUCCUGUUUGGUAUUUGGUUCAAUCGUCGAGAAAACCCUAGAUGUGUCCAGAAAAUUAUGUUCAGAAUGGGUGCAAUCCGGCGCGGUAUUCAGCAGCAGCGAGAGACGAUUAUAGAAAUGCAGGAGCGGCGCCCGUUGAUAAGUAAGUCGGUACCUAAGAGCGAAUUCGCUAAGUACCUGGAGAAACUAUUGGACGAAGCUGAACACGAGGAGGGAAACGAACUGUCCGAGCAGUUCAAGCAACUUGCGAUGCUGAGUCCACCACCGCCGUCAACUCACCCUGAAAACUAUUCGGCCGCCAUGCUCCAGUACAACAAGCGGAAAAACCGAUACAUCAACAUUUUGCCAUAUGACAGUACACGGGUAGUUUUGUCAGUGGUGAGCCCCAAUGACCCAGAGUCUGACUACAUCAAUGCCUCCGAGGUCAAAGGGUUCAGUGGCCAGAUCGAGUACGUCGCCUGUCAGGGUCCGCUGGCGGACACUGCUGAAGACUUUUGGCGCAUGGUCUUCGAAAAGGACGUAUGCGUGAUUGUCAUGGUCACUAAUUUAGAAGAAAAGGGGAAGAUAAAGUGUCACAAGUACUUCCCAGACUUGAGAGAAACUAUAAGGUAUGAGCGGGUUGCCGUCAAGUGCAUCUUGCAAGCGGACUUCCCUGUCUACACCAGAAGGACGUUUUUAGUACAGGAGACUGACGGAAUAAUUUUGAAAACGGUGAUUCAACUCCAUUUCAAAGAGUGGCCGGACUUCGGGUGCCCUGAAACGACAGACCUGCUGCUCAGUUUCUGCCGCACUGUUAGGGAACUGGCCAACGCCAAUUUGGAUGGCCUUGUCCUUGUGCACUGCAGCGCUGGGGUUGGUCGGACAGGGACCCUGAUAGCUUUGGAUAUGUUGCUGCAAGAAAUUAGGGCAAAUCGAGAGAUUAACAUCUUCGACAAGAUUCUGCAAUUGCGGUACCAACGAAUCAACAUGGUCCAGACCGAGGGCCAGUACAAAUACAUUCACGAGUGUGUGCGAGACGCCAUUGAGGAAGACAUGAAAGAUGGUUUAAACAUGAACGGCGGUGGUGGCAGAGUGAGCGCCCACUUGGACCCUAUUUAUCAAAACUUGAAGAAGGAUCUGAAAGAUCGCCCGACUAGCGUUUUGACUGAAAUUCAAAAUUUGGAGGAAAUCUCGUCCGAGAAUGAGGAAAUCGAAUCAAGUCAAGAGGAGUUGGCACCCGCCACCGUAAUAAAGGUUCGACACAGUGUAAAUAUGGAGUUGGAUAACGAAGUAACCGAAGUGGUCAUUCCUAUAACUGAAACCGAGGCGGAAGACACUCAAAGAACGACGGACGACAACAAUUUGUAAAGCUUUAUGUUCAACUGAUUCAUUUCAUUUAAUGUAAGAUGUUGCAUAUUUACUGAGAGUUUAUUCUAAAAAUAUGGAUGGGAAAAAUAUAUAAAUGGAUAUUAGGCUUAGAUACGACGGCCAAAAAAGCAGUCUAUUUUGUUUAAGCAAUGCACUAGCAGGGGAAAGUUUAAAGUUUCUGCCUAUAAAAUACAGUUUCAAGUACUUAUAUGAACAUCAAAUUUCUAGAUAAUGUGAGCGUUUUAUUUAGGCUUUUUUACAUAACUGAUUCCUCCUGAUCUCUUUUUUCCAUUGCGUUAAUCAUGAACUGCUAAUAUUUGGAGAGUCAGUCCAAAAUCCCAAUUGAAGAUAUAUAAAAAGUAAUCGAUUUUCUUGGCUGGGAUCCCUUAUUUUUUCCCAAAACUGUUUUUACAUGCUAUGUACCGAUAUCCACUUUAAGAAGAUGAUCUUUUGCUGCAGAGAAAUACGCUGUGAAUAUGUAUUUCAGGAUACAUUUAUGUUUAAUAAUUAUUAACAUUCCAUAUUUUCCUAUAAAUAAAUUGUAGAUAAGUAUAGUUGCAAAUUAAAUAAAUAUACUGGAUCAAUAAUUGCAAUGUAUUGUGUUAUUAUAAAUAUACUUAAAAUAAAAUCAAUUGCUUGAAG